UAAUAGUUACAUAAAGUUAUAUAUUAGAAUUAAGAUACGCACAUAGAGAAGGAAGGAGAUCAGUUAAUUUUGUUUCGUAAUUCAUUAUAAUCAGGAAGUCAACAAUCGUAAAAGCUGUAUUACAUAAACAUGCCACAAGCUGCUGCGCGCGUACUUACCGGUGGUGUUCGCCUGCCGCCCAUGCCUACCAUACGCGAUCUUGUUAAACUUUACAAACUGCAAGCUAUUAAAUAUAUGAGUCAGAAUUUCAUUAUGGACGAGCGGCUAACUGAUAAAAUUGUUAAGUCUGCCGGUCGAAUCGAUCCACAUGAUACUGUAUUGGAAGUUGGUCCUGGUCCGGGUGGUAUUACACGUUCAAUUAUUCGUCGUACACCAGGCAGAUUGGUGCUUGUGGAGAAAGAUGCCCGUUUUAUGCCUGCGCUAGAAUUAUUAAAAGAAUGUGCACGCCCAUUGCAAACACAAGUUGACAUAUACGAAGGGGAUAUAUUACGUUUUGAUAUAGAAAAGCAUGUGUCAGAGAUAGAACAUCGCCUCCAUUUGAUUGGAAAUUUACCUUUUUCCAUAUCUACGCGUUUACUUAUUAAUUGGAUACAUGAUUUGUCUUUGAGACGUGGUGCUUUUCGUCGUUCCGACACAGCUAUGACACUGACUUUUCAGAAAGAAGUUGCUGAACGUAUUUGUGCCCCACUUGGUCACGACCAACGGUGCCGUUUAUCAAUUAUGUCUCAAAUAUGGACGCAACCUUUAAUGAAAUUUAUCAUACCAGGAAAGGCAUUUGUGCCUAAACCGGAUGUUGAUGUCGGCGUUGUUAAAUUAAUACCGUUGAAACAGCCCAAAACACUUUUGCCCUUCGAAUUGGUCGAGCGUGUAGUACGCCAUGUAUUUAAUAUGCGUCAAAAGUAUUGCCGUCGAGGAUAUAGCACGCUUUUUCCACCUAAAGAUCGUGACGAUAUAACUGAUUCACUUUUCGAGUUGGCCGAUGUUGAUCCAAUAAUAAGGCCUUUUGAAUUAUCUGUGGAGGAACAUUUACGUUUGGCAACAGUAUAUGCGGAGUUUAUGCAAAAACACCCCGAAUUCGCUGAUUAUGAUUAUCGCGGAAGAAAGCAGCCGGUUGAAAACUAUUUAGAUUGAUAAAUUGAUGGAAUUAAUAAAUCUUUUUGGAAUGAUUCUUUCUUUGUUAAAAAUGUAAUGCAUCUUUCUCUUGUAAUUUCAGUUAAAUGUUUUAUUUCAAAAACUGAAUUGUUUUAAAAAAUGUUGGUUAUAGAUUACAAUGAUCAAAUACAUAUAUUAAUGUAAAAUUAUUCGAGCUUAUAUUUAAUAAUCGGUAUGGUUGUAAACA
Messenger RNA from Ceratitis capitata (Mediterranean fruit fly), 1339 nucleotides. RefSeq names its product dimethyladenosine transferase 1, mitochondrial (gene mtTFB1). Lineage: Eukaryota; Metazoa; Arthropoda; Insecta; Diptera; Tephritidae. The record is from RefSeq and is a predicted model, not a curated record. The coding region runs from base 130 to 1131 and encodes 333 amino acids. The transcript is spliced from 2 exons. Gene Ontology annotation, molecular function: rRNA (adenine-N6,N6-)-dimethyltransferase activity; mitochondrial transcription factor activity. Gene Ontology annotation, cellular component: mitochondrial matrix. Gene Ontology annotation, biological process: transcription initiation at mitochondrial promoter; rRNA methylation.